Messenger RNA from Amoebophrya sp. A25, 218 nucleotides. NCBI's taxonomy places the organism in Eukaryota, Dinophyceae, Syndiniales, Amoebophryaceae. The record is from the annotation of a GenBank genome assembly.
ACGCCGAGGAGCAGACCUGAGAGUCGUCUGCAUAAAAAUACCCGCGAUUCGGGCGAUAAUCAGUUUUCAGACGGUGAAUUUAGUAGGAAGAAUAGUGCUCCUGUUGCCAGCAGCACCGCCAGCGAUCCACUAGAUGUAGAAGCGAUGAUGCCCAUGCUAGAGCUACCCGGACGUGGAGGCACGAGUAGAGAAGAGAUGAACGCGACGCCAAGGAGCAG